This is a messenger RNA of Beta vulgaris subsp. vulgaris (sugar beet), 2056 nucleotides long. RefSeq lists its product as hypothetical. Lineage: Eukaryota; Viridiplantae; Streptophyta; Magnoliopsida; Caryophyllales; Amaranthaceae. Gene Ontology annotation, molecular function: minor groove of adenine-thymine-rich DNA binding. The record is from RefSeq and is a predicted model, not a curated record. Bases 323 to 1648 code for a protein of 441 amino acids. The transcript is spliced from 5 exons.
GAAAAAGAAAAAAAAAGAAAAAGAUAAAAAAAAGAAAAAGCAACAUAUAAAACCCUAAAUAUCCAAAAACCCUUUUUCACUUCUAGUAUAAUAAAUUCCAAAAUUCCGGCUCCCCUUUUCCCAUUUCCCCCUGGUUUUUUCUUCAAUUCUUCUCCUCGUCUUUAAUUUCCCACAACAACACACUGUUCAGUCUUCAGAGAGUAGGUUAGAGUAAGUAGAUACAGUACCUUCAAAACCCCUCAAAAACCCGUCAUUUUUGUUGCUGUCUUUUUCACAAAUCUCAUACUUUUGGAGCAUCCCAAGUCUAAAAUAAGAAAAAUACAUGGAGUCUCGUGGGCCAUCUGCGCCACCAUCACACCACCUUCAGCACCACCUUCAGCAACCACAUCACCAGCAACAACAUCAGCAACACCAGCAACACCAGCAACAACAUCAGCAACACCACCCUCAUCAGCCACCCCCACCCCCACCACCUGGGAUGAUGUUACAACACCACCAUCAUAAUCAUCACCCUCAUCACCCAUCAAACUCUUCUUAUCCAACUGGAAACCUACCUAACUCAUCUUCAAACCCUCCUCAAAUGAUCGCAACUCCUAAUUCUUCUUCAUCCAUGCUUCAAAAUAAUCGAUUUCCUUUCAGUUCUCAAGUUGUUACAACUACUCCACCUCCUUCAAAGAGUCAUACAUCUGCUCUUGAACCCCUUAAUUCACCUUAUUCUGGAGAUGGGUCAUCUGGGUUAAGACAAUCUGGGUUUGGUAUUGACCCGAAUUCAAAUUCUUCACAGAAGAAGAAAAGGGGUAGACCUAGGAAAUACUCCCCUGAUGGUGGUGGCAGUAGCAUUGCUUUGGGUUUAGCUCCUACCCCUAUGUCUUCUUCUAUUGUAGGAAGUGGAAGCGGGAUUGCGGGUGGUGGUGGUGGCGGCGGUCAGGCGGAUUCGAGUGGUACAGCCCCGUCCUCGGAGAAUCCGUCAAAGCGACAUCGUGGUCGGCCCCCUGGUUCCAGCAAGAAGCAACUAGAUGCAUUAGGUAACUGUGGGGUUGGUUUUACGCCGCACGUUAUCUUGGUGAACGCUGGGGAGGACAUUGCAUCAAAGAUUGUAGCCUUUUCUAAGCAAGGACCUCGUACAGUUUGCGUUCUUUCUGCAAAUGGUUCCAUAUGCAAUGUGAGCCUCCGACAACCUGCAAUGAGUGGAGGUGUUGUGAACUAUGAGGGACGAUUCGAGAUUAUUUCUCUAUCAGGCUCAUUCCUGUUCUCAGAGAAUAGUGGUGGCCAACUACGGACAGGUGGCUUAAGUGUAUCACUGGCAGGAUCUGAUGGCCGUGUGUUGGGUGGUGGUGUUGCUGGGCUUUUGAUGGCUGCAACUCCUGUUCAGAUAAUUGUGGGUAGCUUCAUCGCAAAUGGGAAAAAGACAAAGUACAUGCCCUCAGUACCUCAGUCGCAUGUGCUGAGCUUUGCUGCCCCACCACUACCAGCAGCUGAUAGAUCUCCCUCCCAGGAGGUUUCUAGUGAAGGAUCUGAAGAGAAUGGUAGUAACCAUAUUGACAGGACCAUGGGAUCCUAUGGAAAUUCUAAUCAUCCUGUGCAUAAUAUGCAAAUGUACACUACUAUGGGUUGGCCUAACUCCGCUUCAAAGAUGCUUCAAAACUAAGGAGCGAGAUCGUCUUCUUGCUGUUCAAAGGCAGAUUUCAGAUUCUAACCGGCAGAGUCUAAAGCAGUAAAGCAUAUAUCCUAGAGUAGCUUUCUUCCUUUUACUUGCUUUCUCCUCAUCCGUUUUCUCUGUUAAUUAUAAUUUUAUUUAGGUGGUUCUGCAUCUUUUCAACGUAGGUAAAUGAGAUUUAUAUCUCCUGUGUUAAAAAAGGUGAUUUUUUUAGGCCCUGUUUGGCAUCUUUUGCACAUAGUCAUCAGUAUGAGGUUAAGUUUAUGUUUUCCAAUCUGAUGCCUUGGCCUUGGGUUUCCUCCUGACUUGAGAAGUGUAGUAGUACUCUUUUUUAGGAAUGAUUUUGUGUAACCCGGGUUUCGAGAUCAAAUUGAAUUUGAAUUGGAGUGUUGGAUGUUA